Fonticula alba is the source of this 1160-nucleotide messenger RNA. RefSeq lists its product as hypothetical. The transcript is spliced from 3 exons. NCBI's taxonomy places the organism in Eukaryota, Rotosphaerida, Fonticulaceae. Bases 102 to 998 code for a protein of 298 amino acids. The record is from RefSeq and is a predicted model, not a curated record.
CUCCCCCACACCCGUCCUAUCUUCGUUGCUCCUCUCUGUCCACCCGUCCUGCCUUUCUUGCCCCCCGCUCCCGCCGGCUUGCCCCCCCCCCGAACCCCGCCAUGUCCCUGCCGAAGGGCAGCUCCGUGGAGCCAGAUCGCUUGUUUACUGGGCAACACCUUGCCCAGGACAACCAGAUCCUCCGGCACGGGAAUCAGCGUCUCAGAUGGCUCAACCGCACACUCGCCGGCAAGGUGCGCGCCAAGCGAGCUGUCGAGUCUCGCGCCUCUGCCGCGCCAUCAAACGCCCCCCACCCUGGCCGGGCGGCACUCCUGUCGCUCCUGGAUGCCGGCCGGCCGUACCAGCCGGCCGGCGGCGAUCAGUCCGACUCCGAGGCCGAGGAGCAUCUUCACUCCUUCUUUCUACCGCCAGACGCGCUGGCCGCCCUGCCGGGGGGCGUGGUCACCGAGCUGGCCGCCGCCGCCGACCUCCCGGUCCCCAGCGACGAGGAGGCCCUCUACGAGCAGGUGACCUACCUGCAGGCCAGCAUGCCGACCAGUAGCAGGCCCGCGAGCGUGGCCCCUGCCCCGCGGCCCGGCAGCCGAGCUCGGCAAGCUGCUAACGCCGCCGGCACCGCCGGGGCUGCCGGCCAGCAGCCGGUCACCAUGGGCGACUCGUACUUCGACGACCGGGCCAUCAUCCGGGGCGGCCUGCUGGACAAGCUGCUCCUCUUCCGCCGUGCCCUGACCAUGGGCGGACACCGUCCUCCCUUGGAGCGCGGCCUUGAUGCCCUCAUGAAGCAUCCCUCCGCGGCGCUGGCCCUCGGUGGGAGUCCCCGCCGCGCGCCAGACGGCCCGGCGACCACCCCCGUGCCCAAGCCGACCGGCGCCACCCCAUCCCCCUCGACACCUCGGCUGCCCGCCUCCUCAUCCUCCGGAGCGUCAUCAUCCGCGGCGUUGGCCCCGGACCCCUCGCCGGCCACCAUGCCCAAGGCCGGCGAGGGGACACCUGCCAACUGACCCGCCCGAUGGCGCGUCCCGGCGCGCGUGCACCCCCCCCGUCCCCCCGCCCCCCCACACACACACGAACGUGCAAUCUCCGGCCCCGGGGCGGGAGACGGGGAGCAAGCCCGACAGUGAUCCCCCCACCCCCGGGCGUGUGCCUGCGUGCGUGUGUGUGUG